Helianthus annuus (common sunflower) is the source of this 1548-nucleotide messenger RNA. Its product is annotated as receptor-like protein EIX2. The record is from RefSeq and is a predicted model, not a curated record. The coding region runs from base 1 to 1548 and encodes 515 amino acids. The transcript has a single exon. Lineage: Eukaryota; Viridiplantae; Streptophyta; Magnoliopsida; Asterales; Asteraceae. Gene Ontology annotation, molecular function: protein binding.
AUGACAGAAGCUCACUUUAUCAAACUAGUGAGCUUGAAGGAUCUAAAAGGAUCAGCUAACAAAUUAAUCUUAAGGCUGCAAGCUGCAAACUGGAUUCCCCCUUUCCAGUUGGAAUAUUUGUCUCUGAUAAAUUGGGUUUUAGGGCCUCAAUUUCCAUUGUGGUUGCAAUCACAGAAGGAUUUAAUGGAAUUAGACAUAUGCAACACAGGCAUUUCAUCGCCCAUGCCCGAAUCAUUUGUAAGAUCAUUCUCCAAUCUAUACUAUUUGAAUAUGUCAAAUAAUCAUAUCCGAGGACCACUAACGUUCUCCGGUAUCCCUGCUACACUUGAAAUUAUUGACAUUAGCUCGAAUGGGUUUUGGGGAUCGUUACAUCCUUUGUUGUGUUCCAGUGGUGUGACAAGUACAUAUUUUCUUAAUUUGGGAAAUAAUAAUUUGUCGGGUGAAGUUCCAGAGUGUUGGGAGAAAUGGCCGGAGUUGGUACUUUUAAAUUUGGAGAAUAACAGUUUGUCUGGUGAGAUUCCAAGAACAUUGGGUUCUUUAAAUUUACAGUAUCUAAACAUGCACGGGAACAAGUUCUCUGGAAGAUUACAUUCUUCUCUAAUGAACUUAACAGAACUAGAUGUUCUUGAACUUGGAAGGAAUGAACUUACUGGAAGCAUUCCAACAUGGAUUGGAAGAAAACUUACUCGUUUAAGAAUUCUCAACCUUCGAUCAAACCGUUUUGCCGGAAAUAUUCCUCAUGAGCUUUGUCAUAUUAGACAUAUUCAAAUAUUAGAUCUUGCUCAUAACAACCUAUCCGGAAAUGUUCCGAGAUGCUUCAACAACUUUAGUAUCCUUUCCGGCAUCGAAAGAAAUUCACGAAAUGACUUUGCUUACGUCAGUAGUGGACAUAGAACUCCUAUCGCUGGUGAUUCAUUGGUGACGAAUGGACGAGAGGAUACAUAUAGCAGUAUUCUUCCAUUAGUGAUGUUGAUAGACCUUUCGUGUAACAAUCUCACCGGAUACAUUCCUAGUGAGCUAAUGUCCCUCUUGGAGUUAAAAUCGUUGAAUUUAUCAAGAAAUCAAUUGAGUGGAAGUAUCCCAGAGAAGAUUGGAAACAUGAAAGAACUUAUAUCAUUAGAUUUAUCGGUAAACUGGCUUUCUGGAGAGCUUCCCAUGAGCUUGUCAAAGUUAAACUUCUUGAGUAGCUUCAACGUGUCCUUCAACAGUUUGACAGGAAGAAUUCCAACAAGUACACAGCUUCAAAGCUUCAGUGAGUCUAGCUUCUUUGGCAACAAACUUUGUGGAGCUCCACUAACUGAAACUAAUGGUUGUGAACGGGUUAAAGCAGCAACUCAUACAAUAGGAGAGAAAAAAGAAGAGGAUGGAGCAGAUUGGGGGUUGAUUAUAAGCAUAGUGGUUGGAUUUGUUUGUGGAUUUUGGAUGAUUAUGGGUCCAUUGAUAGUGAGAAGAUCAUGGAGGAUUGCAUAUUUCAGUUUUGUGAGUAAUUUGAGGUAUAUGGUUUAUGAUGUUAUACAUAAGUAUUGUUGUCACAUGUUUUCUAGUUGA